Molecule: messenger RNA, 1777 nt
Organism: Juglans microcarpa x Juglans regia
Lineage: Eukaryota; Viridiplantae; Streptophyta; Magnoliopsida; Fagales; Juglandaceae
Product: 1-acyl-sn-glycerol-3-phosphate acyltransferase-like
Exons: 6
Coding region: 635-1531 (298 amino acids)
Biological process (GO): phosphatidic acid biosynthetic process
Cellular component (GO): endoplasmic reticulum; membrane
Molecular function (GO): 1-acylglycerol-3-phosphate O-acyltransferase activity
Source: RefSeq, a predicted model, not a curated record
UCUCAGUCCGGACUCUCGUAUAAGCGCCACCACAUCUUGUCUAUCUUUGCCUUUUGCUUGCCUAUCUUUUUUGCAGACUAGCAUUCCCCCACAAACAUAUAUCUCUUACAAUAUUUUCCAUCCAAUCGGAUUGGCUUGUACGUCUUUUCCAUUUCCUUGAACUCUCUCUCACUUUCUGUGGGAUUGUACCGUUUGGUUGGUCUUGCUGUCAAAACUCUUACUUGGGUCUGUUUGGCUGCCGAGAAAACAAAAGAAAAACUUGUCUCAAGCUUCAACUAGACUCAACUUAGCUAGGCCUUUGCAGAAACCUUAUCUCAUUUGGAAGUUUCGAAAUCGGAAUAUUGUCGCGAUAAUGAUUUUUUAUGGUCAAUUUUAUUGUUGACUCAGUUGUAUAAUUUGAAUCCCUGGUAGCUUCGUUUCCUGAACCUUCUUUACGGAAGAAGCGAUAUAUUUUUUACUAGCUUCGUUAGAAAGUAGAAUAAAAGAGAAGGAUAAUAACUUUGAAGUCUUUUACUUCUUCUCCAUAUAACUCUAAAACCAAUCCUUAAGCUUCAUUCAAUCAAUUAUUUUUUCAAAGCUUGGUUUGGUUUUAUCCGAAACGAAAGGAAGAUACAAGGUAUUCUCUGUUUGACUUAUGGAGAAUAGUGGAACUAGUUCUUUCCUGAGGACUAGAAGAUUGGAGAGCUGCUUCAAUGCAAGCUCUACCCUUAGUCUUAAGGAAACGCCGAAAAGAUCGGUGAAAGAAGAACUGAGAUCGAAGCGAAGUGCAGAUAUAUAUUUGGAUGAAGAGGGAUGGGGUUCAGUGUUAAUAUCUUGGAUUAGAAUUGUCAUGUGUUUCUUGACGAUGAUGGUUACGACAUUCGUGUGGGCGUCGAUCAUGCUCGUGCUCAUACCGUGGCCUUAUGAGAGGAUUAGGCAGGGGAACAUAUAUGGACAUGUAACUGGUAGAUUAAUGAUGUGGAUCCUUGGGAAUCCUAUAAAGAUAGAGGGUGCUGAAUUUUCUAAUAAGAGGGCCAUAUAUAUCAGUAAUCAUGCAUCUCCUCUGGAUAUUUUCCUAAUAAUGUGGUUGACUCCCACAGGCACUGUUGGCAUUGCCAAGAAGGAGAUCAUAUGGUAUCCGCUAUUUGGACAACUUUAUGUUUUGGCAAACCACCUCCGCAUAGAUCGUUCCAAUCCAACUGCAGCCAUUGAAUCCAUGAAAGAGGCAGCCCGUGCAGUAGUGAAAAACAACCUAUCUUUGAUCAUUUUUCCUGAGGGCACCAGGUCCAAAAAUGGGCGACUACUCAAAUUUAAAAAGGGUUUUGUUCAUUUGGCAUUGCAGUCACGCCUCCCAAUAGUUCCCAUGGUCCUGACAGGCACCCAUCUAGCAUGGAGGAAGGGCAGCUUACAUAUUCGACCAGCACCUCUAAAUGUCAAGUAUCUUCCUCCAAUAAGUACUACUGAUUGGACAGCUGACAAGAUCGAAGACUACAUUAAGAUGAUUCAUGAUUUAUAUGCCAAACAUCUCCCCGAGUCUCAGAGACCCUCUUGAGUUAGAAGGUCUCACGAAUGGCUCCAAUUCAUAGUUGAGGUGCAUCAUCAUCUUUAGAAGGAUGCCCCAAAUUUAGUUGAUACAAUUAUAAGCAUAAUUGAGAGUUGAUUUCGAGAUUAGCAUGAUUUAAGUGUUUUAUACUGCUCAUUCUCUUGCAUGCUUGACCAAGAUUAGUUAUUGACUAGGUUUUCCUUUUUUUGCUCAUGUGUAUAAAUUCCAUUCCUAUAAAAACCAUUUUUAUGCUCA